Messenger RNA from Lachancea dasiensis, 1176 nucleotides. The record is from the annotation of a GenBank genome assembly. NCBI's taxonomy places the organism in Eukaryota, Fungi, Ascomycota, Saccharomycetes, Saccharomycetales, Saccharomycetaceae.
AUGGAUAAGUGCUCUGAGUUUGUCAGCUGUGCUUCGGUCAGUGCUGAUCAGGAAGAUACUGGUGUCAUGAUGUGCCAAACACGGUUUUCUAGCGAUGGUUUCAAGACGCCAGCGGAACUACCAUCCUUUAAAAUAUUGGACCUGAUAGCCAGUGAGGGAAGCGACGUUAUUACUGGAAGGAAUUUGGACAUGAGCUGUUUGAUCUGCUUUGCAGGUGCAGACCGCUUGAAGUCUUGGCUCGAGCUUGUAAUUUUUCUCUCUGGUGGGUGGUUUGUCAUGGAGGGUAUCGACCGAAGUUGGGCGUACAAUGGCCAAUGGACGUUCUACUACGCAUAUGAAAAGUGGAAGCUAGUGUUUGAAACACAACAUCGCGGGUUUGCCCAGCGGUUCUGCGAAUUGCCGCUCGAUUCGGCUUCCCAGGACCUAGAACUUGAUCUUUUUGGCCUUGGUCUAACGAUGUAUAAGAAUCUUCGCCGAGCUACCGAGCGUAUCCAUGCGUUGGAGCUCAAAUGCUUUCAUUUGGAAAAGGAAAAGCUUCAGAUGCAGCAGGAGGAACGAGAAAAUGAUCUACUGAUACGGAGGAGGGACGACAAGACCAGAGCGGUGGUCGUUGCAUUGCUAAACGAGAAAAAGGAUAUGAUACGGAAACUGGAGGAGAAUUUGGAACAAAACCGAGGACCUCUGGAUUUGCCGGACGAGGCUCUAAUGAACCGCUUUGUCAGCCAGCCGGUUUCCCGCAUGACGUCGCCACGCAAAAGGGCCCCGGCGAGAGUUUCAUCCACGCCGUCACCCUCAAAGAAAAGGCCCAAACCCUUAGUGAAGCACGAAAAUUCGUGGGACGAUUUCGCCGACAAAGGCUUUGAAAUUCGUGGCAUCAAUCGCGAAAGGACCCCGGCAAGGGACCCAUCGGGCCCACUUGGAGCGGCACACCUUCGCAGAAACUCCUCUCUAGAGAAGAGCUCUGAUGGCGUCCAAACUGGUUCCCCGACGGGCACAGGCAGUGUCUUAGAGCAUACAACUACCGGCUCCGGUCUCGCGGGUGGGGCCGACGAAAAUCUCGACGUGCGUAGUUGUUCAAGCACAAGCACUGAAGAAGGUCGAGAAUUCAGUAAUGACACUCAAAGCGACGCGGAGAGCGACGUUGACACUGAAGCGGAGACCGACCCCGAACUGUAA